Messenger RNA from Cavenderia fasciculata, 1497 nucleotides. RefSeq lists its product as uncharacterized. The transcript is spliced from 2 exons. The coding region runs from base 1 to 1497 and encodes 498 amino acids. The record is from RefSeq and is a predicted model, not a curated record. Lineage: Eukaryota; Evosea; Eumycetozoa; Acytosteliales; Cavenderiaceae.
AUGAACAAGUCGUACAGAGAGACACAACAGUUAGAUAGAACAAAAGAAUUAUCGAUUCAAUUCUACAAAGAUACAUUAUUACCAUUUAUCUUUUUUAUAAUAUUAGUGUUAUUAGCGUUACUUGUUCUCGUUCUUGGUAUCGUACCUCUCUUUUUUGGAUUAAUAUACCUAUUGUUCAAAACGAGAAAGGUUUCAUAUCAUUAUUACAAGCAUGGUACAUUAAAUCAAUUCGUUAAUGAUGAAGAGAAAGAUGCAAAUAAAGAUGCAGAUAAAGAUGCAGAGAAAGACAGUGAUGACGACGACGAUCAAGACAGUGCAGAUCAAGAAAAGGCAAAGGAUGCAAAUAAUCAAGAUAUCUCUUCAUCCUCUUCAUCUGCAAUAGUCGUACAUAGAAAAGCUAAUAUACCUAUCAAUAAUGUAACAACAACAAAAACAAAUGAAACUACUACUACUACAACAACAACAACUAAUACAACAACUAAUAGGCAAGGAGGAAAGAAGAAAAAGAAAAAGAAUAGAGGAACAAACACCACCAAGAAUUGGAAUGAAGCUACACUUGAACAGUACCUCAAAAAUGCUGGUUUUGUUAGAGGUUCAGACAACACUCCAAGUUACAAGGCUGAAUUGAUAUCAAUCAGCAUUCAAUUUGUACAAUGUGUCUUGACAGAAGCGUACAAAGAUUCAGAUGAAAAGCUUAUAACUCUUACACUUACUGGUGAUGGUGAUGUCGACUUUGAAAGUGCUUUUACUAUCUUUGGCUCCCCCUAUUCUCUGCUCUGGGAAUAUCUUCCUUUACCAUCCUACAAUUUUAUGCUAUCAUUAUUGGUAGUUGGAGCAUAUGUGAUGGGUUUACCUGGGUAUGGUUGUGGAUGUAUCCCCUACUCAAUCAAGAGACAUCUCGAGAAGUUGAUGAUUGAUAUUGAUAUUCCACGUAAUAUGUCAGACCUUGGUGAAACGAUUACAAAAUCUUUCAAUGAAAACUAUUGUCUCAUUCAACAAAAACAACUCAGAUCAGUGGUAUGGGACAAGACAAAGAUGGAACACUAUCUCUUUUACAACAACAUUAGACUAUUCAGUACUACUCGAUACGCAGCUACAGAAGAAAACCUCUUUUGCACUAUCGCAUUGUGUAAAGCUAUCAUGGGGAAUAUCAUCAUGAAUAAUAAUCCUACAAUAUAUACAGUAGAGCAAACCAAAGAAGUGGUACAACGUGAAGAGACUGUUAAUGAGGCACUUGACAGAUUAGGUUGUAUGGCAUUACAACAUUGGAAAACAGAAAAAGUUUGGUGGGCGAUCAAUAUGAAAAUGAAUGUACUUGGUGUAACACUUAUGGCAUUUCAAACUGGUGUCUUUCAUGUAUACCCUCCACUCAUUCCUCAUCUUCAAUCAGAGAUGUUAAACUUUUUACCACAUCCUUAUUUUGAAUUUAGUGAUGAUAUCCAAACAACUUUUAACAAAUAUUAUAAAUUCAUAUUUGAAGAUUCCAUUUUCAUUUAG